This is a messenger RNA of Heterocephalus glaber (naked mole-rat), 879 nucleotides long. Lineage: Eukaryota; Metazoa; Chordata; Mammalia; Rodentia; Bathyergidae. The record is from RefSeq and is a predicted model, not a curated record.
AUGGAUCCAAUAGAUUCCGGGCUUUUGUGUACGCCGCCUUCCCUGCCACUUUCUGAGAAUGGACAUACUUCUAUUGCCAAAAUCACCUCUGUCAUGUGUGAACUGAGCAAGACCAGAGGUGUUGUCAUUGUGCUUCUGAUGGGAGUGGACAGUAAUAAGACUUGCAGGCAGUUACCAUGUGUGCUCUCAGGGCUGAUUGCUGAUCUGGAUGCUUUAGAUGUGUGUGGGCAUACAGAAAAGAACUAUUGGAGGGAAGUAGUUGAAGAUAAAAAAUUACUGAAAUAUUUGCAUUUAGAAGAGGAAGCUGAUAUUACUCACACAUUUGACCUGAGAGGGAAUCAUUCUAUUUUGAAUACAGAAAAAGUCCUCAAGAGGAUGAGAGAAAUAAAAAAUGAAUUUCUUCAAGCUCAAAACCCUCCUGAAUUGUACCUGAGCUCAAAGACAGAACUACAGGCUUUGACUGGACAGUUGGAUGAAGUAAGACUUGAAAGAAACCCAUGCAUUCAGAAAGCCAGAAGAGCUGUGAUUGAAGUGCAAACCUUGAUCUCUUACAUCAACCUGAAAGAGGCCCUGGAGAAAAGGAAGUAGUUCAGGGACCAGGGAUUUAGCUCAGUGGUUCUGCCAUUUGCCUCGAAAAUGCAAGGUCCCUGAGUUCAAUCCCCAGUACCAAAAAAAAAAAAAAAGAACUACAUCCAGCUGGAGGAGCUGCUGACUAAGCAGUUGUUGGCCCUGGAUGCCCUGAAUCCAAUCCAGGGAAAGGAGAAAUGUAAGGCUACCAGGAAACAGGCCGUGAAGCUUGCCCAGAACAUCCUCAGCUAUCCUGACCUGAAAUCCGAAGACUGGGACUUCAAAGACACAGCACAAACUCAAGCAAGAUAG